GGUAGCUCCAAAGCACACACAGGAACCUUUUUUACACUGGGAAAAAACGCCGCAAUACAGCAUGGCGUGUCUCCACUACGCGCACAGCCAGCACCAGCACCGGCACGCCAGCUCACAGCACCACCGGCACCCAGUCUCCACCACGCGCACACCCAGCACCCAGCAACGGCACCCAGCACCGGCGCACAGCCAGCUCACAGCACCCACCACCAGCACCACAGCCAGCACCAGCAGCCGGCACCGGCACCCUGUCUCAAAAGCGCGCGCAGCGAGCUCAUUUUUUGUUGAAGUAAGAACCCCAUAGCUGUCGCUAUCUGGGGAAAAAUAUGAAAACAUCAAACCGAACCCUAGCUGUCGCUUCAAUUUGCCAGCUGGCGAUAUCCAAUAUCCAUUCGAGAAACGAUAUAUCUUUUUGGCUCCAGACCCGACGUGUUUUCACGGUUUUGGGGCGCCAGCGGCACCAUGGGUGACGAAGAAGAGCAGGUCUUUGACUUCGGAACCAAAAAGAAGAAGAAGAGCAAGGAGAAGAAGGAGAAGGCUGAAAAGGAGGAUGAACCACAGGAGGGUGACGUGAAGCUCCAAGGUGUAGAUGAUUGGACACCCGGGCCCUUGCACGACUAUGCCGAUUUGCUCAUGCGGUUGUACAAAAUCAUCGAGGAGCACAACCCGACUGUCGGUACCAAGGAGCGGUACAUCUUGAAGCCGCCACAGGUGGUGCGAGUUGGAUCCAAAAAAGUGGCUUGGGUGAACUUCAGCGAGAUUUGCGCCAUGAUGAAGCGCCCGCCUGACCACGUGCAACAGUUCGUGCUGGCGGAGUUCGGCACCGAGGGCGCCAUCGCCGGCACGGCCACCGCGCGCGCCGAGGGACAGGGCGCCGACGGCCAGUUAGUGUUGAAGGGCCGAUAUCAGCCCAAGCACUGCGAAAGUUUGCUUCGAAAGUACAUCAAGGAGUAUGUCACAUGCGAGAUGUGCAAGUCUGCCGCGACCACUCUCCGGAAGGACCCCUCCACACGGCUCACCAUGGUGGAAUGCUCCCGGUGCGGCGCCUCGCGGACAGCGGCGUCCAUCAAGGCUGGCUUCCACGCAGUGACGCGCGGCGACCGCAAGGCCGCCAAGCAGGCAAAGUAGUGGUCCGUUCACCCCCGGCGGAAGGCCCGGCGUCAGCCUGCGGCGGAGCGCAGCACGGAUGGUCCCCGCGCAACCCAGAGAGAAAAAGGACGGCACGCCCGUGGAGCAACGGGUUCGGGGUGGGCUUCGUCGGGGAGUUGGGCGUUUGUCCGCCAGCUGCUGAUGGUUUUGGUGAGAAAAGAAACAAACAGCACCUUGGACCUUGAGCAAACCCCGAAGCUUGGACAGAAAGCACCUGGCCCCUCAGAGUAGCAAGGUAUGAGGACUUCCCAAAGUGUGACUCACUCAAUGCCUGAGUAAAGACCUAGAGACUGUAGAGGUUGGUGAAUGUGUUGCUAGGGAAGGUAGUUCACUUCUAAACUGUUUCCGGAAACUCCAACAGGUUCUCACCAGUCAGACUCUCGCAAGCGCACCGUUUGGAGAUGGAAUGUCCAUUGGGGAUGAACGACCAAGAGUUCUCCCCAGUUCCAAAAAUGUGUGGAUCGGAGCAUCUUUGAGCUUUGAGUCCAGGCGGACGUCCCAGCCACCGAACUCGAAGCGGUUCCAGCCGUUGAGCUGGGGAGAGGAGGAAAGCUGGUCCGUUCAGCUGGUCUUGCCAUCCUUUUUCAUGUUUGCUUGAUUCCAUAAGCCGUAUCAUAAGCUCCAUUGUGGACCCCAUUUACUGGCCCGAGGUGGUCCGAAGCAAGCUGCUAGCUGCCAGACCGCAGCACUGAGAAGCAGAAGGAGACCCAGUGCGAAACAGUGAUGGGACAAUUCGUUUG
This is a messenger RNA of Durusdinium trenchii, 1889 nucleotides long. The record is from the annotation of a GenBank genome assembly. Lineage: Eukaryota; Dinophyceae; Suessiales; Symbiodiniaceae.